AUGAUCGUCCCAUCAUCACCGGCAACGACGCUCACGGUGGAUAGCCUCCGUCUGCACGGGGCAAUUUGGGCGCUUCUUCUGCACAAUGUGUCGGCUUGGCGGCUAUGGGGAGAAACGAGCAUCCCGGACGAGGUUCCCCCUCUCAAUUUCAGUGUGCUUGUUGGGAAGGAGGCUGGCGGAGAGUGGCUGCAAGGGGCGGAGGCUAGGUCGGGCGAUAGCACUGCCGCGCUUGAAGGGGUUCAACAAGCCGAAGGUAGACGAUCGACAAACAUUCCGCCACGGUGGGAUUCUAGCACCUGCAUGGAGAGUUGGGGGGUCCCGGAGCUCCAGACGGAGGUCGAUCCGGGGGGUUACCUGUUGUUCUCGGAGGGAAGCGUGGUCCGGUGAGAACCCGGCGUGCUCCGUCCCGGCUUUGUAGGGAUGCGAGGUCAAUGGU
Molecule: messenger RNA, 436 nt
Organism: Ectocarpus siliculosus
Lineage: Eukaryota; Phaeophyceae; Ectocarpales; Ectocarpaceae
Source: the annotation of a GenBank genome assembly